Messenger RNA from Plasmodium knowlesi strain H, 13227 nucleotides. RefSeq lists its product as uncharacterized. The record is from RefSeq and is a predicted model, not a curated record. NCBI's taxonomy places the organism in Eukaryota, Apicomplexa, Aconoidasida, Haemosporida, Plasmodiidae. Bases 1 to 13227 code for a protein of 4408 amino acids. The transcript has a single exon.
AUGAAUAAUGCCCAAGACAUAGUCAAUUUGAAUGUACAGGUUGUGAAUAGAUAUAGGCAGUUCAGGACUAAUGGCGAUAAUAGGUGCCUUCUUCAGCAUGGCACGUACCCUGUUCAUGAGGUUAAAAGGGCCCCUAGGGGGGGGGUGUCCCAGAAAAGAAGCACCUGUGUAAUAAUGUCUCAUUCGGAUAGGACUUUAAAUUUUGUCAAGCGGCUUGCCAACUUGGCAAAACAUGAAGAUGCUCGUGCAGAUCAUGUAGAUCACACAAAUCACGCUAAUCACGCAUAUCGCACAGGUGGCACAAAUUAUAGAGAUACUACCGUAUGUCGCGCGCGACCCCCAGACCUGCAAAUGUUGCACCGCAUAACGACCCUGGUCUGCUUAAAAAUAUACCUCUCCCUUUAUAUGUAUAUAAGCAAUUUGAGAAAACUGUCCCUUCUGCUAUUGUGCGAAUGCUCGGAGUAUGUGGCCAACAAGUGCAAACAGUACAUUUUAAAUAAAGCAAGCGGAAAAUGUAAAGCCAUUUUUAGGCAUACCAUACGGACAGAAGAGGGAGAGGAAAAAAAAAAAAAAAAAGACACACAGGUCUAUACUGGAAACUUACAACUAUCGGAAGAAAAGAGACACAUGAGUGACUGCCAUAGAAUUGAAAAUAAUAAAAACGCAAAAGUGGGGAGGAAAAAUGAUUACCACCCCUAUUUUGCUCCAAAGAAAUCCUAUAUAGAUAAAUUUGCCUGUGUUGAAAAGUCAGCUUUUACGUUAGCGAGAAAGGUGACUACUCCAAACAGGAAAGAUGGAGAACGCAGAAGAAUACGUUACCUUGGCUGUGUUAGCCAUAUGUACACGGAUAAAAGUCGGAAAAAAUGUGUAGGAAAAAACGCCUGCACCAAUAGGCGAAGUGAUAAUGAUGAUACCUACGCAGCCAAUGUAACAAGCAGAAGCCGCGCAGUUAGAAGGGGACGAAACCAAGGGGUUAUCCCCCUUCUAGCAAGCAGCAAAGGAACGCAUACAAAAAGGAAUAUAUUUAAAAAGAAUAAUAAAAAAAAUAUAUUUGACAAGCAAACCUGGUUUAAUGCUUUUAAGAGGGGUAGUACCAUUUACCCAAAUGGGAUUUAUACCCUUGUCAAAAAUGGAGAAUGCCUCAAAGUAGAGGUAAAUGGAAAAAAUAAAAACUAUAUUAGUGAAUCAUCUGACAAACUCGAAGAACCACUUGAUGUUGUUACGUAUACCCCGUUCAACCAUUUAAGUGAAGGCGUCUUCGCCGAAGAGGAUACAAGAGGGUACACCUCUAUUUUUAUGCAGCGUAUGGUGCAAAAAAUGUUAAAGAUAUACGUCAUGCUGCCGACUCUCCCUCGCUUUACCGAAACGGUAAUCCAUAUUCACAAGCCCGUAACCCAUUGCGCAGUUCUUAUGAAAGAAUCCUGCGAUUGGGGUGAAACCUUUUUGAUUACCCCUUUUAAUGUUUUAAAAAUAAUUGUUAAAAAGUUAAGGAGACAUUGUUUUUAUGUCGCAUUCGAUUUAUGUUGUAAGACAAGUGUCGCAUCAGAAUCUGAUAGAAAAAGGGAAUAUAUUCUAUGGGUUACUAAAAGAUUAACACUUAACUACCCGAACGUGUUAGAAUUUAACUCAAGAAUAUUACGAGAUAUAUUUUUAACUUUACUAGAGGUGGAAGAAGAUUGUCAAGCAACACGUUUCAAAUUUGUUCAUCCCCCAUUUUGGAGCAAGCCCUUAGUUUUCUCGCCCUAUACCACAUCCGAUAAUAAAAUUGAUCCCUUAUUGUUCCUUCCAAUUCUGUCCCCGCCUUUGAACAGAAAAUGUUUUAAGAACUCAGGAAAGCGUGCCCACCACAUUUUAAAAAAAAGAAGAAAUUGCACUAGCAAUUUUGGACGCGCAUAUAUCAGUAACAGCCAGUUAUGUGCAAAAGAAUUUUGCAAAAAAAAAUAUUCAUCCCUUUCUCGAAAUCAGAAAAUGAAAUUUCGCCCAAAUGUGCUCAUGAUGGGAAAGCACAGAGGGAGGGGAGUUUCGAAACAAAAGUUUAAACGUUGCAGAGGACAAGUACUUUCCGUAAUGGCGGAGAGACCGCUCAAUAAUGUGCUCAUGUCACCUAAGCACAGGAUGAGCGUGGCGACCAAAAGGGCUAAUGAGGCAACUAAACGGGAGAACGAAGCUACCAAGCGAUCGAGUGGAAAGGAAAACCUAAUCGAAAUGACCGUCUCGAGGGCUAAGGAAAUGCUGCCCAUAUCGGAACCCUUCCUUGAGCGUAAACGUCGCUUUAAUUUUAUCGAAAACAAAAUGAAGGUAUCCCUUUUGUUACUCAAACGUUAUGAUAUUUUUCCCGCCAAAUAUGUGCACGUGAAAAUGCAACAUGUGGAUAUGAGGGGGGCAAAUUGCAGCAGGCGUGGCUACGGGGAUGGGGGUAAUUCCGCAAUGAGAAAAUGCCCGGGAGAAAGUGACAACAAGGGGAGAGCAGACGAUAAUGGGAAAGGAGAAAAAGGCAACAAACGUGGUGACAGUGGCCAAAGCGGCAAACGUGGUAACGGUGGCCAAAGCAGCAAACGCGGUGAUAGCAGCCAAGGCAGCAAAAGUGGGGGCAGCGGUGGUCGAAGCAGCGGCAGCGGUGAUCGAGGAAGGGGGAACGGAGACGAGAACAAUGACGAAAAAAACAACAAGAAGAGGCACAUUGAUGAUAAGUGUGAGAAGAAGGACGAGGAGAAUGAGAACGACAAGAAGGACAGCGGUAUCAAUGAGGAUAAUGCUAAGAGUGAAGGGGGCAAUGGGGGAGGUGGUACAGGAAACGGGAACGGCAAAGCCGAUUCGAGUGAAGGCGCGAAGAGAGGAUCCAACGUAUCCUCAAACGGAGCCUCAAAUGGAAGCUCAAACGGAACAUCCAAUGUCAAUGCAAACGUUAAGAAGAGGAGGAGCGAAAAGGGGAAGAGCAGAAGCAAAAACAAGGUGGACAGCGCAGGCGGCGGGCCGCCGAACCAACCCACCGAGGUGAAGGAUGACAUUGUAUCGGUGAAUAACGAGCUCCCCCCGUUGAACAACGAAAAGAAAGAAGUGGUUAAGCGUAGAAAGGGAAACAGAACAGGCAAGAAAAAUGGAGCUAAUGAAAAAAAUGAUAAAUACUCACUUAACCUUCUAAUAGCAGAAAAUGCUUAUAAAAUUGUAAAAAAUGGGAGAAUGUACAAACCAACGGAACCAGUCAACAGUUUCCAUACCCACCAUAAUUUUAUGCUUCGAGAAAUGAUGUGGAUGAGUAUAGACUAUUAUGAAGAAAAAAGGUGGAAGAAAAAUGUUUCCAAAAGAUUUAGUUAUCAAAUGAAUAAUCAUUUUGAAGACAGAAAAAAAAAUGACAAAUAUUUUAUCUCUUCGCAGAUAUCAAAUGACAUUAAAAUGUUUUGGUUUUUUGUUCUAAACGAGGUGAGACCUGAUUUAGUCCCCGUGGAUGUGGAACAUAAGGUGAAAAAUAAAAAUUUGCUCAAGAGAGAUUUUUUUAAAUCCGUUCGGAAGAAUUUAAAAAUGGAUGGAAAUAAUUCUUCCACUUUUUUUGAAGCCAACCCCUUACCUUCUACCAGUGAUGAACAGUUGUCUAGUCAUGCUGUCGAAAAAGGUGAACAACAGGAUGACAAGUGUGGCGAUGACCCGAGUGGCUCCAGCCCCAGUGGCAUUCUAAGCAUGGCACGCAGCAUGUUUUCGUUCAAUUUUAUGAAUAAAGAGGAGGCAACGGACGAAGGUAACAUCGGCAAAGAAAGCGCCGACGCAGGUAACACCGACAAAGAAAAGGUCGACGCAGAGGAACCUCCCAGUUUCGCCAGUCCUAGGGAAAACCCAAGUGAUGAGCAGUGUGCCCCCCCAACAAGUGAUCAGGACAAACAGCAGCCACCACCAACCAUCACCCCGAUGGAUGAAAAACGCAUAGAGGCGUACCAAAAUUACGAAGAACGUCUUAUACUUUUUGAGGAAAAUGUAAGCAGGGAAUUGUUAAACAAGCACGAGCACCAAAGCAGGAGGGAGGUUGACUUUUGUGAUAAUUUUAGGAUGGAGGAGGAAGAGGAGGAGGAGUACACGUACCGAAGUGCAUACCAUUAUAAUGACGAUUAUGUGGACUACUAUUCCUGCAGUACAGACUACCUUGACUUGAGUAACCGCCUGUAUAUUUACUGCUUGCUAUUCAUGAGCAUUUCAUUAAUGGAAGUGAAUGAAAAAAUUUUUUAUAACAAUGAAAAUUUAAUUAAUGAUGACGAGUACCGUACGUACUCCGAUGAUGAAGAUGGGGCUACGGUCCCAUUUGGAGGAAAGGGCAAACUGAUGUUAAGACAGAACGAAGCUAGUGAUGAAGCGGAAUGCGCCAAACAUGAGAAGAAAAGAAGAAGAAAAAAAAGGAGUGAUAGCAACAAUUACGAUGACGUCGCCGAUGAGGGCGAGCAGCUGGAGAUGGAUGAGGCUAAAUUGGAGGAUGAGGAGACUCAAGCGAAUAACCCAGAAAAACAAAACACAAAGAUCAAGCUCGAAAUUGUAAAAAAGGAAAACAAAAGCGAAAUGGGAGAAUACGAUGAGGAAGUCUAUAGGGAGUAUGCCAGGAAUCACAACGAGUAUCAGCAUAUGGAUGAUGUAGAAGACAUCGAUGAUAUAAGAAGGGUAAACAGCUACACCGAUCAUAUGUACCACAUGGAUUAUUACGAUGAGAUGAGACAUAUGAAUAGCGACACGUUAACUGUGGCCACUACUCCCCUCAACAGCGUAGACGUCAACGAGCUCCUCGUCAUUCCAUAUUCAGCUGCCGACAGAAUAAUAACUAAAGAAACAGGUAGUAAUACUGCAUCAGAACAAAACAUGAGCGAAUAUCUAAACGAGGUCAAACAGAAAAAUGUAAGUGUAUAUAUGAAUAACAUGGAGUUAUGGGGGGGAAGAACAUACCCAUUCGAAUUAGAAUAUAUUAACAACACAAAUAACGACAUUCGUUUGCCACUAGUGAGUUUGUCGGAGUAUGACGAAUUCACUUUUUUUAUGUAUCUCUUUUAUUUGAAAAACUCUCCAUAUAUUUUAAAAAAAGAAAUGAUCAAGGAAAAGAGAAAACGAAAAAGAGACUUGUCAGAUGUUGCCUCGGCGAAGAAAAGAACACCAAAGCGUAGGCUGAACAAAGCAGAAAAUGAUAAAACAGUGGAGACCGUACCAGAGAACGAAAAGUGUAAAACAAACGAACAGCCGAUAACAAAUGCGGAAGUAGAAAACAUGCCAUCCUUGAAUGAGGUCAAUGGUGCAGAUGAAAAUGACCACCAUUUUGAUUUUUCCAAAAAGGAUGACCACGGAAAGGUGGAUGUUAAGAAGGCAGGGGUGAAGGAUGAUGAUUCCCUUAACAAUAAUCAUCUUCCUGAAGAGGGACAACAUUCAAUAGUAAGAGAAAUUAAGGAAGGAUCCACCCUCAGGGAGGGAAAAGAAAAACAAAAUUUAAAAACGUGGGCUGAUACAAAAGAAGUGUGGACCAAUGACGAAGUAAAUUUUCUUCUCAUCCUUACAAAGACCUAUAUGAAUUAUGUGAAUACCGACUUGACGCAGAUGGGGGGAUAUAAAAAUGAGGAACAAUACCCUGUCGGGGGAACUGCUGAAAACCCGUCUGUGAAGAAUCAUUUGGAAGAGGCAUCCAUUGAAGAGACCUCCAGUAAUGUUAUGCAUUUGCGAGAUGCCCCAAGUGGAGAGAAUACUACUGCAGAACAGGCUGGAAGUAGCCCCGCCGAAAUGCUAAAUGGGAAAGCAAGUAAUAACAAUAGUAGCAGUAGCAGCAUCUGUGGGGGAGGCGACCAAGUGGAUCUUUCGCGAAAAACUCAGGGGAACACCCAGAACGGGAAUAUUCUCACGUCCCAUAAGGAACAUAACAAGGCGAGGGGUGCAGAAAAGACAAUGUCACAACUGGACAGGAUACCCCUAAGUGCGAAUUACAUUUACUCCAUAAACUGGAACAUCAUAUCCCUAGCGCUCACCUCGUACAACAAAAUUAAUCACGUUUACGAAAUGGCGAGAACAGCGGAGGAGUGUAAGGACAAGUUCUUUUCUCUUUUUCGGGGCAACAGCUACAUGGAUGUCAACUCCACUAGUCUGCAUGAGGAAAAUUAUUUACCUAACAGAAAAAUGUUAAAGAAGGGUUCAAAGCGGUUAAGGUUUUUGUCCAUAUUUCCUCCCCAAAAUGCAAACAGCUUGAUAGGCUCGUUUAACAAAUAUAUGAGUGAAAAGAUUGAGAUGCAGAGGCAGAGGGAGGAGGGGGACAGCAGUGGUAGCUGGGGCAGUGACGCCAAAGGAAGCGGCAGCAUGGGAAAUGGUAGCAUUGGAAGUGACCCAGGCAAAGCAUUAGCGUGUGCACACCAAUUGGAGGAAAAACAAAGCGCAGGUGGAAAGCCCCACAAAAGCAACGAUCCUCAAAAUGACCAACCUAACCGUGAUGAGGAAGAAUCAGAGGGGGGGAAUUCCAAUGGGGAGGAAUCUACCUUCUUCGAUCAACCAAGGAAAAGCGAACUGUUAAGUGGAAUAUUGCAGGAACUUUCAAAAGGAAGCGCCCUUGUAAAAGAUAAUGAAAAUAUGAGCAGCAAGCCGAGCAACAGUUGCACCACCGAAGAGAAUACUUCUUACAGGAUGAAUGAGUCGGGGGAGGAAUCAAAUCACACCAACCUUCUGUUUGGAAAUACAAAUCAAUGUUCCCAUUUGAUAAAAAAGGAGAAUCUUUUUAAUAAUUUAUUAUCUCACAUUUCUAGAAACUGCGACGAAACUUCCGGUGAAGAUACCGACUGUGGGAGGGACAGCUUUUUCAGUUCCAGUGAUGUCGAUGAUUCUACGACACUAAAGUUGGAUGAACUGUCUUCCAUAAAAUCGGACCAUUUGAAAAAUAUUAUAGUAAAGAGGAAACGCCCCUUAGGAGGGGAUAAGGAUGAUGAGGACCCGGGGUAUGACCAAAGUGGGGAUAGCGAAGUGGACGCUACAAAUGGGGGGCCAUCAUAUGAACCCCCCGAAGUAGAAACUCAGAAGGAACAAAUGUUAGAAGGGAAGGAGGAGCAAAUGCGCAGUUCGAACUGCUUGGACGGGAAUGAAAAUGUUUCAUCGGUAGAGAGCCACAGGAAAAGUGAAGAAGAUGGAAAUAAAUUUCAGGAAUGUGAGAACCAUGAAAAAAAGAACACUGCAUUUCCCAAAGGGGCACAUGAACCGAUUCAAGGGGGGGAGGAACGAAUGGUAUGCAAUGGAGGAGACCAGUCAUUUCCUAACGACAUGGACAACAGUAUGGAUGAUAUGUGCACAUCAAACUUAGGCAAUCACUCGGUUACUUCAAACGUGGGGAUAUUAACAACAAGCAAUGAAAAACAAACAGAAGGAAAAAACGAAUCGGCGAAUUUUGCCAGCCUAAAGAAAUGGCUCAACUCCAUUUGUAGCAACAAAAGAAACGUGAAUGAAUUUUUAGCUCUACUAAAAAAUGACUACCUCGUUAAAAAUAAAAAUUUUCAUAAAAUCAUUCAGAAUUUUUUAAACAGAAUAAAACCUGUUAUAGGGUACUAUGACAAUUUGUUGGAUUCACUAAACAACGAAAGUAGCUGUGAAAUAUCAAAUAAUCAACCCAUGAUGAAUAAUGGCUUCUAUGCAGAGAAAAUAGAUAAAGAGUUUGUAAAAUUUAUUAAAAAAAUAAUCGAAUAUGAUAAAAGCAGAAAGAAUAAAAGUAUAAAAAAAUUAAAUAAUUCAUCAGAAAGUAGUGAAAUCUAUAAGCUGAACGAAUUCUUUAUUUACUCUCCAAAUGAAUCAUACAACACGGUUAACGAUUUUGCACAGCAAAUAUUGAACUAUGUUCCAUACGUCGAUGACAAAAAAAAAAUUAAUAUUAAGAAAAUUAAAAAAAAAUUCCAGUGCAAAAAUUUAAUUUCACAAGUUCUGCUAGCUGAUUACAUUUUGGAUAAAUUGAAGAAUUUUCCAGUAAACAGUUCUUUGCCGUCUACUCUAAAUGGUAAGGCAGUAGACAGUUUGCUUUCCGAGGCGAGGUUAAAGGCCUACACGAAAUUUAUCAAUGAUAAUUUGCAAGAAUGUGAGGAUGUUGUUAAGAUGGAGAAGUGUUUUGCCCAGACGUAUGAGGAGGAGGAGAAGAAGGAAGAGUUUGUGCUUAACAGGGAAGGAGGAUUACUCAGCGGGAAUAGUGGAACAAAUGUUAAAGUGAAAAGUGAGAAUGAUCAUUUGAGUGAUGGUAUCAAUGAGAAUGAGAGUGGUCUACCGAUGAAUAAACAAUCGGUGGAGAAGACUGGCCCAAUGGAACACUCCCUUCCAGAGCAUAAUGCCUCGCUGGUUAAUAAGAAUGGAAAACUUUUCGACCAAGAUGGAAGUGAAAAGGAUACCAACGGUGCAGGCGUGGCGAAUCCUAUUCCCCCAUCCAUAAAAAUGGAUGAUACAAUCGGCGCGUUUAACAUUGAUAAUCAUGAUGAUAACCAUAAUGCACUGUUGCAUAGUGGUGUGUACGACGAUGGGAACGUGGCAUCCACAGGGGUGAGCAAAGGAGAGCUCGAUAGAGGUAACAACCACAGCAUUAUACAUAAGAAGAGCAGCAUGGACAGCGGGAAUGUAGACUCACCCCUUCAUGAUAAAGGAACAAUUAACGAACCAGGAAAGGAAAAUGACAACAUCAGAAUGAACCAGCAAAUGUGUGAAACUGCGAGUGGCCACUUGGCUAAUUCUGCAGUUUUUAACGAGACCCUCGUAUGUCAAACGGUAAAGGAUAAUGAGCUCAAAAAUGAAGCGGCCAAAAGUAUCAAUCCGCCAAGUGAGACCGGUAUUCAAGGCGAUCCGAACGGUGGUAAUUUUUGUAACAAUGGCAAGAGUAGUGGGAAGAAUGGCACAAAGAACGGGGGGAGGAGCAGCGCAAAGGGCGGUGGAAAGAGCGGCGGAAAAGGCAGUGGUAAAGGGGGCGGAAGGGCAAAUGCCAAAGGAAUCAACAAAGAAAACGCCAAGGAAAAUGCAAAAAAUGUUGCUAGUGACAAUUUUCCCGAAGCUAACGAACCGAACGGGAUUAUAGACGAGGGGAAGAUGAAGAAACCAUCCAUUUCAUACACAAACUCUUUCAGUUUUUCCCCCAAAGAAGCUAACAACAUGGACCAACAAAUGCAGAAUUUCAGCAAAAAUGAAUUCUUCCUAAGUAGCAGGCAUAAAUCUUUACCCAUAAAAAAUAUGGCCAAGACAAAUAAAAUAAGAAAGUACGGAACGUCGAUAAGUGUAUCCAAUUUUUCUAGAGAGUUAUGUAAAAAUAAUAGCAUCCUAAAUUAUUUACCAAAUGGCCAUAAUUACCAUGCCAAUAAUGCACUAGAAAAAAUGCCCAUGAAAAAUGGUUUACCUGUGAAUAACUUGCAUGUAGGAGACCAAGGCGCAGCAUGUGCCCCCCUGGAAGGAGAUGCCAGUGUAGACAGUAAGAAUCGACAACCACAUGAACAGGCACCUAAUAUGCAUAACAGUCCAAUGAAUGACAUGAGGGUGCCUGUUCCUCUUCACAUGACAAAUGGACAGCACAUACUAAGCCAUGACACAACGAAUUUCCCAAACAAGAAGCAGAAAUUGAUAAACACGAAAUAUAAUGGUACCCCCAGUAAAAAUGCCACACUGGAAAAUUUGAACAAGUGUUUUGUCAACCAUACCGGCUCUCCACUGAAUGCCAUCCAGGAUUACUACGCGCUUAACCAAUCUCCUGCAAAGUGGAACAAAGGCUUACCCAACGCAGAAGGCACAAAACCGAAUGCUUCUCCGUUUUCGUAUCAGCAGAUGCAGAAUUGGGGAGAUCCUCAAUUAGUCAACAAGGGGGACGCCUCACCUGUUAUCAGUACAAACCUACAGGUGCCUAUCGCAAGUGCGGGCGUCGCGCAUAGCCCCUCCAGGAAUAGCAGUGGGAUGAACAAUAACUCCAAGGGAAGCAGAACCCCCAAGAACAGCAGCGGUGUUAGCGCAGUUAGCAACGGUUUCAGCAACGGUUUCAACAACGGUGGGAUGCCCCUGUUCACUCGGCCAAACGGCGAAGAGGAAAAAUUCGCGUCGCCUAUGCACGUCCCCUCGCAAAGCGCCAAGUACAUAUCGUCCAACAGUAACAAUGUGCAGAUGGGGCCAAUCACGCAGCUAUCGCCAACAUCGCAUAUUUCACCAAUUCCGAAGCUUUCACAAAAUUCGCAUAAUUCCCCAAUUUUGCACAGCAAGCCUCCCAUGUACGAGGCCCCAGAAAUGUGCGCAAAGAAUGUGCCGACAAGCAACCUACCGAACAACCUACCGAACAACCUACCGAACAACAUAUCGAACAACCUACCGAACAACCUACCGAACAACCUACCGAACAACAUAUCGAACAACCUACCGAACAACCUACCGAACAACCUGCCGCACAGCCUGCCGAACAGCCUGCCGAAGAGUAGCUCCAGUUCGCGUCAAAUAGAAGUUACGUCCAGUGGGUCAUGCAAGAAGAUGCAGCAGAUUCCAAUGAACAACAGUGCCUUAAACUCAGAAAAAAAAAUGUACUCUAUGUAUAAAGAAAAUCAAGCAAGAGGAGGGGUAGUAGGUUCAGCUUCAUUACAGGGACCAUCACAUUCCCCAUCAAUAAGUAGAAUAAACGAUGAUGCACUUUCCAUCAAGUCGGCAACCCCAAGUAACUACUCAUCAGGGUAUGGAACGAGCCAACCGGUAAUGCAAGAAGCGGAUGCAAAGUCAAGAAUUCUACACGAACAAAUGAUGAACAAUCAAGAUAUGUUAAUUUCUGAACAAAAAAUAUUUCUCGAUGUAAACAACAAAGGUAAUACCAUUGGAAAUUAUAACUAUACUACUAUGACAAGGUACCCAAGCAACAGCAUUCAAAAUGUGAAUCCACUAAAUAGUGAAAAUAAUAACAGAUCAAAUUUAGGAAGUAAUUAUAGCUAUGCGAAUUUUCCAAAUAUGAACCUUAAUUUUGUACCCUCCAAUGUGAUGCACAGCCAGAGUAAUACUUCACCAAACAGUGGAAGAAGGCCAUUGCAACACCACUCUGUACAUUCAAUGUCAAGCUUGGUAAAUAUGAAUAGCAACAAAUUAGACAAUACUGAACCCUUGAAUUUUUCGAAUGAUUCGUUUAAUAAAAAUAUGAGUUGUUCAAAUUUGAGUAGUGUAAAAAGCGAUGGCAAUGAUGAAAAGAGGAACCUCUCCUCUGGUGCCUUAAAAAACGGUGCAGAUGGCAAUUCACACAUAUUUCAGGGCAUGCUGCAGGGGAAGCACCAAAGUGACAUGCAGGGCGCCCCCCCCGAGAAUCACAAAGCGCAACCGAGUUACGUGAAUAGUAGCACAGGUGGUGGUGGCGCCAUUAAUAAUCCUCUGAGUAGCAACAAUAACAACCUCAGUAACGGUAGCGCCCGCUAUGAAGACCCCGGCUCCCUAUCUCCCCUGCAACAAACUCACAUGCAUAUGAAGGAUCCCCCAAAUAAUUACAUUCUUAGCGCAAACGAAAGAGACCAGAACAGCCGAACAACAACCGUGGGUCCCCAAGGAUCGAAUGCCCAGGGAUUCAGCCAGCCAAGUCAAUCAAAUCAGUCUAGUCAACCAAUGCAGGCGAAUCAACCAAGUCUGUCCAGUCAACCUGGGCAAUCGAACCAGCAGAAUAUGAAUUUGAACAACAUGAAUGGCCAAACCACCGUCAAGUACCACAGCGCAAACUUGCCAAGUAGGAAACAAGGCGGAGGCGUCAAUUCCUAUGUUAACCAGAUGAACUUCAUUCUCCAGGUUCUGAAUCAGUUAAAUGCGAACUCAAAAGGAAGUACUUCUCCAAACGGGAAUCAUCAGGGCGCUGGAAAUCCCUCUAUUGAGCAGUCCCCCCCGAAUCAGCCAGGCAUGACUCAACCGAGCGUGACGGCACCUAUUUUUGGCCACGCAAGCAGCAGUGUCGCUUCACCAAAUGGGAACAGGAGCCAGAAUGUAUCCCCAUACCAUUCGCCAAAUAUGAAAGGGAAAAACGUCAAGCCAACAUUUAGCGAUAGUAAUGUAAAUAACCUGAAUAUGAUAAAUAUGAGCACCAAGGGAAAUUUGCCAAAAAACAUGAUUCAGAAAAUAGGCCCAAAAAGUAUGUUCCCAUCGCAAGAUCUGAUUCAGCAAAAGUUACUACAACAGAAACAGGAGUUACUGCAGCAGGAAUUAUUUCAGAAAGCAUAUAAUGAGAAGGAAAAUCAGACAAGUCCAUCCAAAGGAGCAUUUCAGGAAAUGCAUAAGCAGCAGUGCCCACCUGACAACCUAAUGCCGAAUGAGCAAGUGAGACAACAGAAGUUGCUUCAGAAGAUCCAGCAGGAGCAAAUACAGAAGCAGCUUCAGCAGCUGCAUUCCCAACAGCAAUUUCAGGUUCACCAUAUGCAGCAGCAGGUGCAAUCGCAUAAGGUACCCUCACCACUGAAGGCGCAGCAGGUAAAGCAACACUUGCAUGCACAACAAAUGAGCCCCCAACAUAUAACCACACAACAUAUAAACGCGCAACAUAUAAACGCGCAACAUAUAAACGCGCAACAUAUAACCGCACAACAGCUACACCCACAACAGCUGCAGCAAAUUCAAAUGCAAAAGCUUCAGUACCAGCAGCAGGAAUUGAAGAAGCAUAUGGAGCAGCUGCAGCAAAAGAUCCCCCUGCCGCAGCAGAAAUUCCACCAAGUAUAUAACAUGAAGCAAAAUGUGUUGUUAAAUGAAGAGAAUGAGAAGAAGAAAAAACAGAGGCAAAUUAGUUUACCCCUAAAUUCACGCGUACCAAAUAUGCACAAUUUGGAGCAACUGAAUAAAGGCGAAGAACCUCCCUUGAAGGAAAAUUUGAAUAGCAGCAUGGGCGGUAGCGUCAGUGGCAGUGUCAGCGGAGGUAUGAGCGGCGCGAUGGGAAACAUGGGUGGAAGUAACAUGGGCACCAACUUGAGCGAAAGUGCCAUGUACAUGAUAAAUAGGAAAAUGUCAAAUAACCUGAACAAGCUGAACAACGCGGACCACUAUUUUACGUACGACGCAUUUCAGCAGUCGAUGUCCCAGAGCAAAAUUGACGUAAAAGACAUGAGGACGCAUGACGGGAAAAAUAUAAAUGAACAUAACAUGUUGUUAAACCCAGCCCAAGCAAGAGACAUGUGUAGCAAUAAUAUGCCCCCUCGCGUUGUGCCUAACAGUAUUCCUCCAUAUAUCUCUUCGAAUUCUCCAUUUAAAAUAAAUCAUCAUAAUAAAAACAACAUGAACAAUAAUCAGCAGCAGUAG